Leucoraja erinaceus (little skate) is the source of this 717-nucleotide messenger RNA. RefSeq names its product fibroblast growth factor 17-like. Bases 85 to 717 code for a protein of 210 amino acids. NCBI's taxonomy places the organism in Eukaryota, Metazoa, Chordata, Chondrichthyes, Rajiformes, Rajidae. The record is from RefSeq and is a predicted model, not a curated record. Gene Ontology annotation, molecular function: type 2 fibroblast growth factor receptor binding; type 1 fibroblast growth factor receptor binding; growth factor activity. Gene Ontology annotation, cellular component: cytoplasm. Gene Ontology annotation, biological process: positive regulation of cell population proliferation; positive regulation of gene expression; animal organ morphogenesis. The transcript is spliced from 5 exons.
GUAGAAUUACUGUCGGAGGUCAGCAAACAAAAAAAAAGCAUUCGUGUUCCUGAGCUUCGGGCGUAAGGAACUGGAGCAUCAGCCAUGCAUCCGCUCCGACCGCGGUAUAUUUAUCUAUGCCUGCAGUUCGUUUUGCUGUGUUUACACGCGCAGGGGGAGAAUCAAUCGUCUCCUAAUUUUAAUCAGCACGUCAGAGAUCACGCCCGGAACACCGACCAACUGAGCAGGAGACACAUCCGCGUUUACCAGCUGUACAGUCGCACCAGCGGAAAGCACGUCCAGAUCCUCGGCAAGAGAAUCAACGCAACCGCUGAAGAUGGCAGCAAAUAUGCCAAACUACUGGUGGAAACGGACACGUUCGACAGUCGAGUGCGUAUUCGGGGCGCGGAGACGGGACAUUACAUUUGCAUGAACAGAAGAGGGAAGCUUGUUGGAAAGCUGGUCGGCAAGGGCAAGGACUGCAUUUUCACGGAGAUAUUGCUGGAAAAUAACUACACAGCAUUGAGGAACACCAAAUAUGAAGGAUGGUACAUGGCAUUCACCAGGAAAGGCCAGCCCAGGAAAGCAACCAAGACCAGGCAGAACCAGAGAGAAGUCCACUUCAUGAAAAGACUGUUCAAAGGGGAGCCUCUCUUCCCCAACCGCGACCGACAAAGGCACUUUGAGUUUGUAAAUUACCCCGUCACCAAAAGGUCUCGAAGGACGCGACUUCCAUAA